AGCUGUCGCCGGAACCAUCAUGCCGUCCGAGGGUCGCUGCUGGGAGACCCUGCAGGCGCUCCGCAGUUCCCAUAAAGGUCGCCUGUGCUACAACCGCGACUGGCUGCUGCGGGGCGAGGAUGUUUUAGAAGAGUGUAUGUCUCUUCCCAAGCUAUCUUCUUAUUCUGGAUGGAUAGUAGAUCACGUCUUACCUCAUAAGCAAGCUGAAGAAAACUCGUCUUCCUCUGAGAAUUCACCAUCUUCUGACUCUACUUCAGCCCUAGACCAGGCUUUGCUUGUGCCCACAUCUCCCAUCAGAAGCUAUGCCAGCUCACCAGCAUCUCCUACGUCACCAAAUGGAGCUAAGGACAAACAUGAGCCCCAGCACCCAGAACCCAUGGCCCUGCAGUCCUCCCGAGGGGUCAGAGUGGAAGGGUGCAUCCGAAUGUAUGAAUUUUUGCAUAGAAUGAAAGGAACGGAGGGCUUGAGGCAGUGGCAGGAGGAACAAGAGAGGAAGGUCCGCUCCUUCUCAGAGAUGGCAUCUGAACAGCUGAAGCGGUUUGAUGAACGCAAAGAACUGAAGCAACAUAAAGAAUUCCAGGACUUGCGGGAAGUGAUGGAGAAGAGCACUAGGGAAGCUCUGGGCCACCAGGAGAAGCUGAAAGCUGAGCAUCGCCACAGAGCCAAGAUUCUCAACCUGAAGCUUCGGGAGGCAGAGCAACAACGCAUUAAACAGGCAGAGCUGGAGCGGCUGCAGAAGGAGGAAGGCCAGGUCCGACUUCGGAGCCUUUACACCCUGCAGGAGGAGGUGCUGCAGCUCAGCCAGCAACUGGAGGCCUCUGACCAGCAUGGGGACCUGCAAGGGGUUGGCCUGGCUGCCUUCCGCACCAGGGGCAACCAGCUAUGCAGCCUAAUCUCUGCGAUCAUUCGUGCUGCAUCAGAGAGUGGCUAUCCCACGGCAGAAAACCAGGCUGAGGCUGAACGAGCCGUGCAGGAAAUGCGGGAGCUUGUCACAAACUUGGGCCAGGAAAUCACCAGAGCCUGUGAAGACAAGAAACGGCAGGAUGAAGAGGAAGCUCAAGCCAAGCUGCAAGAAUCCCAGAUGCAACAGGGGUCUGGGACCCCCACGCCAACCCCAGUCCCCAGCCAGGACCCAGGAGGGACCCAAAAUGAAGACCUCCAGGUGAAAGUACAAGACAGUACCAUGCAGUGGUACCAGCAGCUGCAGGAGGCUUCUGCUCAGUGUGUAUUGUCCUUUGACAGCCUGACCAGCAGCAAGGACAGUCAGAUGAAGAAAAUAAAGAUGGACUUGCAGAAGGCUGCCACUAUCCCAGUAAGCCAAAUCUCCACCAUUGCAGGCUCGAAACUAAAGGAGGUCUUUGACAAGAUCAAUGGCCUGCUCUCCGGAAAGCUGGUUCAGUCCGGUGGGCACUCUGUGUCCAUCACACUUAACCCACAAGGGCUGGACUUCGUUCAGUACAAACUGGCAGAGAAAUUUGUGAAACAAGGCGAGGAGGAAGUGGCCUCCCACCAUGAAGCAGCAUUCCCCAUUGCAGUGGUGGCGUCUGGGAUCUGGGAGCUCCACCCUAGAGUGGGGAACCUCAUCCUUGCUCAUCUCCACAAGAAGUGUCCUUACUCUGUUCCGUUCUACCCUGCUUUCAAGGAGGGAAUGGCUUUAGAGGACUAUCAGCGGAUGCUUGGCUAUCAAGUGAAAGACUCCAAGAUGGAACAGCAGGACAACUUUCUAAAGCGCAUGUCUGGGAUGAUCCGCCUCUAUGCUGCCAUCAUCCAGCUCCGGUGGCCAUAUGGAAACCAACAAGCAGUGCAGACUCACGGUUUGCAUGGGUGGCAGAGCCUCAGUGUGCUGUUUAUGCUUUGUAAACCUGUCAGUGGAUUUCCAUUCUCCCUGCUGUCUUUUCCCCAGGUGUGUGGGAAUGCCCUCAUGAAGCAAUACCAGGUCCAGUUCUGGAAGAUGAUACUUCUCAUUAAGGAGGACUACUUCCCCAGAAUUGAAGCUAUCACAAGUUCAGGACAAAUGGGUUCUUUUAUACGUCUGAAGCAGUUCUUGGAGAAAUGUUUGCAGCGCAAGGAGAUUCCUGUCCCCAAGGGCUUUCUGACUUCCUCCUUCUGGCGCUCCUGACGUCAUUUGUCACCUAUCGUCACCAUUAGGUUGCAGAGAGGCAAUAAUAAAGCAACUGAAGACAGCUGUAUUUGGAAGAAGUCAUGUCAGGUUUAGAAUUUUAUUUAGUGUGUUUUUAUAUCUGUACUAUGUAACUAGGAGAAGAGGUUUGCAUGGGUCACGAAAUCUUGGCUGUAUCUUAGCAGAUUCAUUAACUGCUGAAGGUGUCCACAUGAUUGAGUAAAUAGAACUGGACUUUCUUAUUUUUGCAGAUGUUCUCCGGAGAGGUUCUAGCUGUUGACGAACUUUGUGUCUAUUAUCUUUUCCUUGGUGUUUCAGAAAGUUGAUGAUACCUUAGCCAUUUCUCUAUGAGCUGGACUAAGCCUACCAUUUUCACCCCUCUCCCUUCACCUCACUCCUGCUCAGAUGAAUUCCCAAAACAAGAAAGACCUAUAAGAUUCCCUUUAAAGUAUCUUGUAAAGCUAGGGGCCACUGGCUCAUGCCUGUAAUCCUAGCUACUCAGGAAGCUGAUCUGAGCAUAGAAGUUUGAAGCUAAC
Dipodomys ordii (Ord's kangaroo rat) is the source of this 2655-nucleotide messenger RNA. It is a transcript of the gene Gle1, whose product is annotated as GLE1 RNA export mediator. Gene Ontology annotation, molecular function: inositol hexakisphosphate binding; translation initiation factor binding; phospholipid binding. The record is from RefSeq and is a predicted model, not a curated record. NCBI's taxonomy places the organism in Eukaryota, Metazoa, Chordata, Mammalia, Rodentia, Heteromyidae. The transcript has 17 exons. Gene Ontology annotation, cellular component: nuclear pore; cytoplasm; nuclear pore cytoplasmic filaments. Gene Ontology annotation, biological process: regulation of translational initiation; regulation of translational termination; poly(A)+ mRNA export from nucleus. The coding region runs from base 20 to 2119 and encodes 699 amino acids.